Orycteropus afer afer is the source of this 2058-nucleotide messenger RNA. Lineage: Eukaryota; Metazoa; Chordata; Mammalia; Tubulidentata; Orycteropodidae. The record is from RefSeq and is a predicted model, not a curated record.
AUGCUUUCCCAGUCGGAGGAGACGGGGCCUGCGGGAGCCGCUCGGGAGUCCCCUCACACCAGUACUGAGCGCAAAGAGCCGCACCCGGAGGAGGCGUCACGGGAGAAGGGGGCUUCCGGCACUCGGAAGUGGCCGCCCCUAAGCCGUGGCUCCAGAAAGGCUCUUCUCCCUGGUAGAGCCCACCCCUCCCCACAGGUCCCGGCCCAUUCCCGGGAGGGGAGGACCCGAGACCGGCAGAUGGCCGCCGCCCUCCUCACAGCCUGGUCCCAGAUGCCGGUGACCUUUGAGGAUGUGGCUUUGUACCUGUCCCGGGAGGAGUGGGGCCGCCUGGACCACGCGCAGCAGAGCAUCUACAGAGACGCCCUGCAGAAGAGGAACGGGCUCGGGUUUCCCAUCAACAGGCCUUUCUGGGCCUCCCGAGUGCCGGGGAGGGGUGAGGCCUCUGGCUCCGGGUCCGGGCAGCAGGCAGGGGAGAAAGAGGAGGAGAAGACGGCCGUGCGUACAGUGGGAAAUGAGGCUUCGGACCCCCUUGGAGAUGUGAAGCCCUUCAGAACCAAGGCGGGCAGAGCCCUGGGGGCCUCCCUGCAGUGUGUGCAGCCUGCAGCCAGCAAGCAGGGCUUGGGAAAGGCUGAGGACAACAAGCGGCCUGGGCGUCUGGAGCAGGGACAGCCAAAGCCUGCCCUACCGGCCACCAGCCUUCCAGAGACCCAGGAGGGUGGCGCCCCCAAGCAGCCCGGCGAGGAGGGCACCACUGCUCCCGAGGGCAGGGCUGAGGGCCCCACCGCCAAGGCCGAGGCCCCCAGGAAGACCUACAAGUGCGAGCAGUGCGGCAAGGAUUUCAACCAUCGCUCCAACCUCAACGCGCACAAACGUAUCCACACCGGCGAGAGGCCGUACGGCUGCAGCGAGUGCGGCAAACGCUUCAGCCACAGCUCGCAUCUCACCACGCACCAGCGCACCCACCGCGGCAUCCGGCCCUACUCCUGCGCCCUGUGCGGCAAGAGCUUCACCCGCCACUCGACGCUCACCCAGCACCAGCGCAUCCACACCGGCGAGAAGCCCUACCUGUGCGACUACUGCCCGAAGCGCUUCCUCCGCCGCUCGGACCUGGUCAACCACACGGGCAUCCACACGGGCAUCAAGCCCCACAAGUGUCUCGUGUGCGGCAAGUGCUUCACGCAGAGCUCGGCCCUGGUCACCCACCAGCGCAACCACGCCGGCAUCAAGCCCUACCCGUGCCCGGAGUGCGGCAAGGGCUUCAGCCAUCGCUCCAUCCUCAUCGCCCACAACCGCACCCACACCGGCGAGAAGCCCUACCAUUGCCUCGACUGCGGCAAGAGCUUCAACCACAGCUCGCACCUCACUGCCCACCAGCGCACCCACCGCGGCGUCCGGCCCUACUCCUGCUCCUUCUGCGGCAAGAGCUUCAGCCGCAGCUCCAACCUGCACCGGCACGAGAAGAUCCACACCCCGGGCCCCAAGACCGGAGGCGAGCCAGUGCCAGAGGAGAAGGCAGGGCCAGGGAAGAAGGCGGAGUUGGGGGAGAAGGCGGGGCUGAGGGAGAAGGUGGAGCCAGGGGAGAAGGCGGAGCUGGGGAAGAAGGUGGGGCAGAGGGAGAAGGCGGAGCCGGGUGAGAAGGUGGGGCUGAGGGAGAAGGCGGAGCUGGGGAUGAAGGCGGAGCUGGGGAUGAAGGCGGAGCCGGGGGAGAAGGCGGGGCUGGGGGCAAAGGCGGGGCUGAGGGGGAAGGCGGAGCCGGGGGAGAAGGCGGAGUCCCUGACAGUGGACGCAAUAGACGAACGGCCUUCUGGGGGAUGUAGUUCUGAAAACCUGCCGUGGCGCAUGCGCCGCACGGUUUCCCGGCGAGCCUCGCGCUGGUUUCCGGCGCCGCGAACUGGCGACGGAACUGGGAACGCCUGGGCAGCUGUGGAGGCUGAGUGUCCCGGGGGCGGGGACCGGCGACUCGGGCCGCCGCGCUCCAGGUACGCGCGCGGGGCUGCGGGCCCGGGCCGAUACCCCGAGGCAGAGGACGAGCGGGUGCACACCGCUGGGAAGUGCUGA